Blastomyces dermatitidis ER-3 is the source of this 1472-nucleotide messenger RNA. RefSeq lists its product as uncharacterized. The transcript has a single exon. NCBI's taxonomy places the organism in Eukaryota, Fungi, Ascomycota, Eurotiomycetes, Onygenales, Ajellomycetaceae. The record is from RefSeq and is a predicted model, not a curated record. The coding region runs from base 395 to 1159 and encodes 254 amino acids.
AUUGCUCAGCCGCAUCAGGGUCAGACCGGAGAGAGAUGCGAGAUACGAACUUUCCCUUCAAGGGCCCUGCGCCUCCAACGAAACAGUGGCGAUGGUGAAUGAUGAUGAAUUGUUCUCUAGGCUACAGGGUAAUGCAGAGUAAGUUUUCAGUUGGCGAGCGGUAUGGCUUUUUUUGGGGAGACUUUCUCCGAGUGGUUCACUGCCAUUGACGAUAAAGAGUGCUCGCUCCCGCCCCUCUAGAUGAGGAUGAUUCUUAAACUUCUUAUAUUCAAGUUCUCAAUAACAAUAAUACAGAUUUCUACAUUCAUUUUGUCCUCAUAAACCUUAGGCUAUCUGUUUACCCUUCUACUAUUCAUCUCACAACGGUGCAUAUUCCAAUAUCCAAUAUAUCACCAUGAUAGCAUCAGACAAUCCAUUCGCAGACAGCGCCUCUCUAGCAAAAGAGAAGGAAACUCUCAAGAGCUCCUCGGUCUCAGUUAUCUCAACUGAAACUGCAGAGACGCUUGUGAACACCCCAGCCUCUUUCACGCCCGGUCGCUCUCUAUUCAUCGACGCUCGUGGAAAGGCGCUUGUGCGCCUACCCACUCCAUCCUCACAGCUAGAAAUUCACAUCCACAACCCGGAUACAUCACUCGCAUACGUAUCCACACGCAAGAGCCGCUGCUCAGGUAGCUCCACUCUCUCAUCACCCGAGUGUGGCGACCUGCUAUUCACCGAAUACUUCUUCGGCCCCAAUAGGGAGCCCAGAAUUCAUAUUCUAACUGGGUCUGAGAAGGCGUCUCCAGAGGUUAAAAUUAAAGGGAAAUGGACGUCCCGAGCAACCAACUUUUCAUUGCCGGAUGGGUCGGUGUUUGAAUGGAGGUAUGUGAAGGAAUGUGGGCCGGAUGGGAAGAAGGAAGUGCUUGUUGUCCUAGAGAAAUUUGAAGUUUCCGGUCGGAAACGAGUGGCGCACCUGCUGCGGAAUAAACGGACGAGGCCACCUAACACGUCUCGGUGCACGGCAGGGAAUGGUGGGGAGCUUGUGAUUGGUCGAGAUACAGCGGAAGUAAUAGAUGAGCCGUUAAUUGUGGCUACUUGCCUGCUGAUGCUGAAGAAAGAGAUUGAUCGGCGGAGAGCUAUACAGGCAUGCGUGAUCUUUGGUGGUGCUGGUAGUGUGUAAUAUCUACUUUUAUCCUCUGAGCUGAGUCUACAAGAUGGCGUAUCUUUCCUUUCCUUUCCUUCUUUCUUUCUCUCUCUUUUUUACCCCUUCCAUUUCCUGCUCUGUCUUUUAAGUACCUUAUUUGGCUCUUUAGCUCCUCGUUUCUUGCGUUUACAAACAUUUAGUAUUGUACAUACAAUUUGUUAAAUUUCUUUGGGUAGAUGGACAAAUAAAAUUGGUAAAAUUGAACACCUAUAUCAUACACCGUGCCUUAUCAUAGGAUGGAAUCAUCCCCUGAUUCAUGCUACAUCCACAACCUCCACUCCAUUCAAAU